GUUGCAGCCCUCCAACACAAUAGACCCUUAACAGGCUUGGCCAUUGUUCGUUUCUUUCGCAGCGAUUGGCUGGAUCUAGUCUAUCAUACGAUUGUAUGAAGGAUCAAUCACUACGGGGGUCACCCGACAGAUGCGGAACCUCUCCACGCAACCCUUCGGGUCAUAUGCAGAGUACGUUUUCCUAAUGACUCUUACAAAGACUGUACAAGACCUAGGACAGCAUCGGAGUUUUCUGCUCUCAUCUCCCUUCCUUCCUUGACGGUCAGUUUGCUCGAGUUUUGACGUCGACCAUGGCCGCGCCGCCUCUCCCUGACGGCCUCAACUACAUCGCCGCCAUCAAGCCUGCAUUGCAAGACAUCCUCAUCAGCCAGUCCUUUCUCGUCAUCCUCCUUCCUUUGUCUAUCGCACUUUGGAUAUUCUCGACCGAACGGACGAGAAGGCAGCCGGUGUUUAUCCUAAAUGCGGUCUCCAUUGCGUUGGCGAUCACGGUGGGUGUGAUGUUGGAUUGGCGAUCGUACCAACUCAUGGUCAACCCAACAAAGACCUACCCACUCUCCUUCAACCUCGCCAUCUCCAUCCUCGGCGUCAUCCAAGCCAUCCUCGUCGACACGAUCCUCCUCCUCCGCCUCAUCUCCGUCUACCCCCUCUCCCUCAUCGGUCCCACCCGCUUCAUCUCUCUCGUCACCCUCCCCAUUGCACUCAAAAUCACGCGGUUCAUCAAUUUGGUGCUUAUCAUCAAGAUGUUGGCGGAUGGGGCGAAGCAGCCGAAUGCGGAGGAGGUGUUGCAAGUGGAGUGGGCUAGUGCGCCGUACGUGAAGAUUGAGUGGUUCGCGGAGCUGUUUGAUGUCACGUAUGCUUCUGCAUUCUUCAUCUACAAGAUCUGGUUACACCGCAAAGAACGUCGUUCAGUCGGAACUGGGUCUUCACGCAGUUCAUUUACCCGCCGCCUCCGCCACGUCUUCUGGAUCGCCCUCACAAACUUCGUAAUCCCCGCCCUCUUCACCCUCGUCCAAAUCAUAGUCGUCUACUCCGGCGCAGACCCCACGACCCUGAACGACAUCGUCCUCGUCAACACGAAUCUCGCCGUCGUCGGCGUCGUGUUCGCGUCAAUCUGGGCGGGUUCGUACUCGAGGGGCUGGCGCGGGUCGAGCGACACGUAUACGGGACCGGGACAGGCGUAUAGUCCGAGUAUGAGGGAGGAGAGGGGAUUGUGGGGGUGGGGAUGCAUAUUAGUGCGGGAGAGAGGAGCAUGCGGUUUGCGACGAGGGGGACGGUUUUUAGUUCGACGACGGAGACGCCGAGGGAGUUGA
Stereum hirsutum FP-91666 SS1 is the source of this 1310-nucleotide messenger RNA. RefSeq lists its product as uncharacterized. Bases 291 to 1310 code for a protein of 339 amino acids. The record is from RefSeq and is a predicted model, not a curated record. NCBI's taxonomy places the organism in Eukaryota, Fungi, Basidiomycota, Agaricomycetes, Russulales, Stereaceae. The transcript is spliced from 5 exons.